Messenger RNA from Rodentolepis nana, 2517 nucleotides. NCBI's taxonomy places the organism in Eukaryota, Metazoa, Platyhelminthes, Cestoda, Cyclophyllidea, Hymenolepididae. The record is from the annotation of a GenBank genome assembly.
AUGGCCGACUUAUCUGAUUUGUUUAAUGAAUCCAGGGAAAUACAUCGCCAACUUCAUAAAUUCCUUGAAAGCUUACCUAAAACAACUGAUGAAAUCUUUGCGCGGGCCUGCAUGACUUCAUUGGAAACAAAUACUUCUGAUUUCUAUGAAAUUAUUGAGUAUGUUAGAGAAAGAUUAAAUGUAGGUCUUUGGCGUGACGUUCCCGCUUUUUGGCGUGAGGCUUAUGCUCUUUUGCGUUUAGCUUCCGUUGUUUCAAUUUUGCAUUCUACUCAGGUCGGUGGGAUCUGCGAUAUGAAAUUUGUUAUGUGGCAGCUUGAUGACGCUCUCAUCAUGGGUCAUUCAGACGAAAUUCAUCAAAUUUUAACCCGUUUUGCAACAUUAGCGAACGCAUUCUUGUUUAAAUCCUUUCCAUCCGAAGCCUUUCCAAAUAAAUAUUCUGAUAUCAAUACGCCAUCUCCAGAGCUGUCAUCGCUAACUUUUUCCGGGGAGAUUAUUUCUGAAUUGAAACGUGUUCAUCGGCCAUCUCUUGAGGAGUUUACAGAGAUCCUCAAACAAGGAAUACCUGUCAUUGUGACAGGUGCAAUGGACCACUGGCCAGCAUGCAAUGAGUCUUCUGAUCGAUAUUGGUCUCCAGCCUAUUGGUCUAAAAUUGCUGGCCACCGUACUGUUCCAAUCGAAGUCGGCUCAGCCUACACCGACGAAUCCUGGGGUCAGUGUCUAUUAACUAUUAAUGAGUUCUUUAAAACUUUCAUUCUUCAUCAUAAGGAUGACCAAAAGCCAGGUUAUCUCGCUCAACACCAAAUUCUCCUUCAAAUACCGGAACUUGGUGAUGAUGUUGAUAUUCCUGAUUACUGUUUUACUGGAGCACCUGAAGACGAUUCUUCGGAAACUAUAAUUGAUAGCAAUAUUUGGGUUGGCCCUCGUAACACCAUUUCACCACUUCAUCAUGACAGCGAUCGAUCCAACGUCCUCUGCCAGUUGAUUGGCAAAAAAUAUGUUAAGUUAUACACUGCGAAUCAAACAGAGUUAAUUUAUCCUCAUAUGGAAAAUUCCAUGCUCAAAAACACCUCCCAAAUAGAUGUUGCUAGUUUACAUCCCGAUUUCAGCAAAUUUCCAAAAUUCAAAAAUGCUCGUGGUUACCACGGUGUGUUAGCUGCAGGAGAAAUGCUCUUCAUUCCUCCUCGGGCUUGGCAUUACGUUCGCUCGUUGACAACCAGCAUUUCAAUGAACUUUUGGUGGUCUGUUGAUGCUUCCUUCAUCCCCCUUUGGCCCGAAUUCUACAACAUGUCUUCAUCAAAGUCGAGGGAUGAAAAAGAAUUUGAUCUUGAACAGCAGUUUAUUCUUCGUAUGCCUGAGGAUGCUGCCCGGUAUCUCGCCGAAGACAUUGAUCUUGGAGUUGCCUUUAGAGACAACUUUACAUUGGAGUUAAAGCAGGAUCAUCGGCAUUGCAUAGUUCGCUACAAUGGGCAGGUGUACCAAGGUCGAAUAAUGGAUCUUCCGUGCAUUAUCGAGUCACAGAAGACGACGGACAGGAAGAACUUCUAUCAAACAGCCAGCAUCUCUCAGAUAAUAAUAUGCACUCAGGGUGAUGAUGGCAUCGCUCCCAUUCGCGGCUCCGCUGCCUACGUCCCCCCUAAAGAUUCGGCAUGUGGGGGGGCCUCUACACAACCACCCUCCGUGCCUACUGUCAAUGAGAAGGAUCCGCGGAUGUAUCAAUAUCUUCACGGCAUUACUCCUCCUCUCAAGAACGCUCUUCGACGUCGUUUCAGAAAGACUCGCAAGAAGAAAGCCGUAGAUUUGAGUCAAGUCGAACAGGAAGUCAAAAAUAUGCUGAAAAAUGACCUCCGUGCUGAUGAUGUCACUUAUUUUACUUUUCAUUCUGUCUUCAGCUGGGAGAUUUCAUGGGUUGAUACAUCUUCUGAGCAACACCCGCAGACAACGAUGCAGUCAACCGCAGGAGCUGGAGGUGGAUUUGAGGUUGAUUCUGGAGACGCUGUUCAAGAGGAGGGCUCCAGAUUGAAAUCCUCUAUUUCCAGUCCCACUUUGGACUUGAGUCCUGCACUCGUCAGUGGUGGCCAAGAUGGUCGCCGUCACCACGUGGCUACUGAUGAGCUCUUUGGAGCGGUGAGCAGCAGCAGCAGUAGCAGCAAUUCGAGUUCAAUCAAUUCUAGCAGCGCUGCGGAGGAGGAGGAGGAGGAGACUGAUGUCGAAGAAAGCGAGGGGGUAGACGUUGCCAAAGAGAAUUCUGCUCUUUCCUCUGCCGCUCUCUUUCAUGACGCUCAUUUACAAAUGGAGACGGCUGAUAUCAGUGAAAUGGAUGAUGAUUACGAAAAAGUUGCGGAAGGCGCCGAGGAUGAGCAGAUGAAAACGGCCCUUCUCCUCUCAGACUCCGAAUCGUCCGCCGGCGAUGACGAAUCUGAUGAUUAUCCUGGCAUGGAAAACGCCCUCACUCCCCAGGAAAUUGCCGACCGUUAUCAGCGACAACUUCAGGCACAGCAGGAGGCCAAUGGUGAGUAG